This is a messenger RNA of Caenorhabditis angaria, 306 nucleotides long. The record is from the annotation of a GenBank genome assembly. NCBI's taxonomy places the organism in Eukaryota, Metazoa, Nematoda, Chromadorea, Rhabditida, Rhabditidae.
AUGUUAUAUGGACAACACUGUAUUACUUCAGUUUGUUUGAUUGUUUAUAGAAUUGUUCAUAUUUGUGACAAUUAUAAUAAUUAUGUUUUGAUUCUUCAAUUGUGUUCAUUUAUUCGUGUUUGGGGAUUAUCAAUUUGUUUUAUGGCACUUCCAUUAUUGAUAAUUGAAAGAUAUUUUGCGACAAUUCACAUUUUAGAUUACGAGAAAACUGAUCGAGUUUAUAUAUCACGUAUACUUAUUACUGGAUGUUUCCUUCUUGCCUUUUUAUUUUCUUAUAUUUUUCACAAAAACGAAUAUGGUGAAUGA